AACUCGUCGAUGGCAACAUCCAGCAGCGCUGUAACCCUCAUCCUCAUCCUCAUCAUACCUCUGCGAGGUGCUGACCGGGAGCAGCUGGAACACACUCAACCGCACGCUGGGCAAGAUGGCGAUUACGGGACUGGCUUUUUGUUUGAUUCUGUACACCGUUUUCGGCCACAUUCCAUCAUCGCUUGGGGUAAUCCUCCGAACCACAGACAAGAUUGUUUGGGCAAAUGAGUUUGAGCCCAUCGAACUGACCUGUUUAAUAGAAUCCAUCUCGACAAACAACCCGAGGAUUGAAUGGAAAAAGAUUAAAAACGGCGUCCCCAGUUAUGUCUACUUUCAAAACAAGAUAUCAGGGGACUUGGAGAACAGAGCUCAGCUCAGAGAGCCAGCCAACAUUUUGAUCUUCAACGCCACUCGAUCAGACACUGCAGAGUACCGCUGUGAGGUGGCUGCCAUCGAUGAUCAAAGGGACUUUGAUGAGAUACUUAUUAGUCUUGCAGUUAGAGUGAAACCUGUUGUGCCUCGGUGCAGCGUGCCAGAGGCCGUCACAGUUGGAACAUCAACAGAGCUGCGAUGUCUGGAGAACCAGGGCUUUCCUGCUCCUCAGUACCGCUGGUUCCACAACAGUGAAGAACUUCCUCAGGAUCCCAAAAACAGCCCAAGAUUUGCAAACUUCUCUUACAGUAUCAACCCUGACACUGGAGGUCUGAAAUUUCGACGGGUGAGGAAAGAGGAUGCUGGAGAGUACUACUGCCAGGCAAAAAAUGAUGCAGGAUAUGCACAGUGUUCACCGCAAAUCAUGGACGUGUAUGAUGUGGACAUCCUUGGAAUUUUCCUCAAGUCACUUGGAAUAUUCGCUGUCGUCGUCUCUUUGGUCGGUUGCCUUUGUUCCUUUAGACGUAUGUGUCCUCACAAUAAAGGCCACAGUGAAAAUAACUAUAACUGGCCCGCUCAGAAUGAUCGUGUUGACUACAGUGAUGCAGAUGAGGGUCAUUUCCGUCACAAGUCUUCAUUUGUCAUAUGACAAGACAAAACAGACGAACACUGUUGGAGUUUACCUCCAACAGUUAUAGCCCCGUUGAUAAAGUUCAAGGUCUAACGUAGCACAUUUCUCUCUGAUGCACAUCAAAAUCCAACCAACUGACUUGCCAAAGCAUUAUUACGUUUGUGGCACAAUAUGCUUCUUUUGUAUAGUGCCACAUAGUUUGUUUUUUUUAUUCUGUUUGCAUUGCUUUCCUUUAAAGCAUAAGAUUUUUACAUCAAAUUUAAGGUAUUUUUACUCAUUUUCCAACAUACUUGUAUCUUACAAUACAAGAAUUUCAAAGCUGUGAAAUUUGAUAUCUGGCUGUCUGUGUUAUUACAGCGUACUGUAAGCUGCAUCCCCUUUCCAUUUUUGGACAAAUCCUUUUUGAUAGCAUUUAAACUUUUUACUGUGUGAAAAAUUCUUUAAAAAAAAGUCUUUUUCAUCCUUAUGUCAUCGGAUGAAUAUGUCUUUAACCGUUUCACAUACAGAUCAGUCAAAACUUGUCUUUGUAUAUAUUGUAGAUAUAUAGGCAGUAAAUAGCAGACUGCAGAAAGCCUGAAUAAGAUCAGAUUCAAAAGGCACAAUUUAUUAGCCUUUUUAUUAUAUUCACAAAUGCUAAACAUCUACAAGUAAAGAUUAAACUAUACAUUUAAAUACUCUCUAUCCCACUAUGCUGCAAAGCCAAUAUGAAGUAUAAAGGUGGUGAAGUCUGAGUUUUUGGAGUGUCUUUUAUGUGUAUAAGUGACCUUUUGUGCAUUACUAGUUAUUUUGUGAGUAUUGGACAUAUUGUACAGUUUUGAUUCAGUAUUAUAUGUACAUAAGUGUAUACUUUUUUAUUUUUUAAUUUCAAUGCAUUGCACUCCAUGCUUAAUUGUAAAUACCCCAAUAACCUGUUUGUUAGAAAUAAAUUCACAGUAUAACUGUUGAGUGUGUUUAUGCAGUGUUGAGCCUGUCGGUAACAACAGUAUAAGUCUUUUAAGACGGUUGUGUCGUUUUGUGUAACAACUCAGGAACUGUUGUACAAUGUCUGCUGUUCAUUUGAUAAUAACGUUAUUGUUUUUUGGUA
Molecule: messenger RNA, 2087 nt
Organism: Cololabis saira (Pacific saury)
Lineage: Eukaryota; Metazoa; Chordata; Actinopteri; Beloniformes; Belonidae
Gene: jam3a
Product: junctional adhesion molecule 3a
Exons: 9
Coding region: 116-1021 (301 amino acids)
Biological process (GO): cell adhesion; angiogenesis
Molecular function (GO): protein homodimerization activity; protein heterodimerization activity
Source: RefSeq, a predicted model, not a curated record